AUGGAUUUGCCUGCUUCUCAAAAAAGCGGCCGCGACAGCGAUGACGAGCGUGACGCCCCAGAGCAGUCGAUGGGAUCCAGAGACCUCCCAGAGAGCAAGAAGUCAGCGCCUGUCCCUCCUUGCCCCACAGCUGAGGAUCGGGCUGCCGCUUCGACCGCAUCCGCAACCAGUACCGCGGUGCCUGCAACCAGUACCGCAGACUGCACCCUCGGAGAUGCUGUGAUUGCCCAGACAACGGAUUCACUUGUAGACAUUUCUGCCAAGUAUAGCACAGGGGCCAAGGCAAUCUCGGAGGUUCCCCAGAAACCUCCACUACUGGCUGCCCUCGGAAAGACACCAGCUGCGAAGGUGACAAGCGGCAAGCCACAGAGCGCAGCUGCCUUCCUGAAACAUCCGCCAGCUCCUCCGACAAGCGCCUUGCCUCGAAAAAGAAGGGCAAGGGGAAGCGACGGAUGGACAACUCCAGGUAGCCUGCAGCCUCCAGCGACUGCUACCACCUUGGGCCCAGCGGCUUCUUCGCAGCAACAGGCGCCACUGAAGAACACUCCCACCAGCCCCCAGAUCGCACUCUCCCCGGCACCCGAGAGCAGCGAACCAGCACAGCACGCGUUCACCACGGUCCUCACUAGGAACGCCCAGCGUCACGCCACGGCUCUACAACAAGCCGCCACCAUACCAGUCAACCCAGCGGUGGUCGGGACGGCCCUGUUCCGCCCUUCUGUCCCGGGAGGGGCCUUCGAGCGAGGAUCCCGCCUUGCGGUUGCCGCUGUGCUCUCUGCGCGACCAGGUGUGUCAGCGGUCCGUGUUAACACAAAAAGAAACAUCGUGGCCGCGGACGCGACCUCGCAGGCCUGCUUGUAG
Dermacentor andersoni is the source of this 861-nucleotide messenger RNA. The record is from RefSeq and is a predicted model, not a curated record. Lineage: Eukaryota; Metazoa; Arthropoda; Arachnida; Ixodida; Ixodidae.